AUGGAUGUCAUGAACGUUUUCGUCAACCCUAGUGACAGAACCUAUUAUGAGGAGAUGAUACAGACAGGGAUUUCUACAAUUGUUGUCAUCAAUUCCAUUGAUAGAGUACAAAAGACUCCGCUUUUCGCUGCAGCUGGUCUUCCCCAUAAUGAAAUAUCUGCUCAGAUAUGUAGCCAGCCUGGUUUGAAUGCAGAAGAGGACAAUUUUGCCAUUGUAUUUGUAGCUAUGGUUGUAAAUAUGCAGACUGCACAGUUUUUCACACGUGAUAUUGAGGAAAAUGGCUUUAUGAAGAGUGUGACGUUCUUUCUGGACCUGGCAAAUGACCCUACAAUUGAAUGUAUUAUCACUCCUCGUAUAGCUCUUACUACUGCUGAAUAUUUGGCUUUUGAAUCGGGAAGCAUGUUCUUGCCAUACUUACAGAUAUGA
Molecule: messenger RNA, 426 nt
Organism: Quercus robur (English oak)
Lineage: Eukaryota; Viridiplantae; Streptophyta; Magnoliopsida; Fagales; Fagaceae
Product: V-type proton ATPase subunit B 2-like
Exons: 3
Coding region: 1-426 (141 amino acids)
Molecular function (GO): ATP binding
Source: RefSeq, a predicted model, not a curated record